CCGAAACAACUUACCCACAACCAAAUCGGCUGUACGGAAUGAGUAGUUCACUUUCGGUCAUCUCAUUUUCGUAUUUUUUUCGAAAAUCCUUAACACAUAUUUGGUGCAUAAGCCAUAAGGUAAUUCAAAUCAUUUAUUUAUAUAUUCAACAGUCUAAGAACAAAUUAAAAUUUAAGAAAAAAAACAGUUUUCAUCUUGAAAUUCGUCACGAUAAUUACACAGCGAUAUUUGUAAUAGGCGAUUUGUUUCUUUGUUUGCCCUCCUCGAUGUGUUGGGCUGGACCUGGGGUAGGCGAUUUGAUUUCUCUGAGACUGAGUGCUUUAAUUCUAGUAUGGCGAGGCAAGAGAACGGAUCGGUUAUGGAAAAUGGCAGUGCUACACAUAAUGAAUUUUCAAACUGGAUGGGAGAGUUACCUGACAGAUUACGAAGUGAAUCACUGAAAAAUAUAGCUAUUCCAGGAUCUCACGACUCUUUCAGUUUCUUCCUCGACUGCCAAUCACCAGUUUCAUCGGGCUCACCAGACACAGUACGGAACCUUGUCGCAGUCUUUGGUGAAGCAGCCAAAAAGAUUGUCCACAAUUGGUCAGUCACACAGUCACUCAACUUCAAACAGCAGCUGGACCUAGGAAUUCGCUACUUUGACUUCAGAAUAUCACGCUGUCCAGGCAAGGAGGGCUUCUAUUUUGUGCAUGGUCUGCAUGGGUUACAAGUCAGCAACAGCUUGCGAGAAAUCAAUGACUGGUUAAAUGAGCAUCCCAGUGAAGUUGUAAUCAUUGAUUUCAACCAUCUGUACUGCAUGAAGGAGAAGCAUGAUCAGCUCAUAUCCUGCAUAGAGGAUGUUUUUUCCUCCAAGCUUUGCCCUGAGAUGGAUCUGGAAGCAGUUACCCUUAAUGUCCUGUGUGAUGAGGGCUGGCAGGUGAUUACAAUCUACCAUGAUGAAACGUCGGUAGAACAUCCUAACAUCUGGCAAGGCCGCAGUAUCCACAGCGUAUGGCCCAACACAACUGAAGCACCAAAGAUGGUGAAUAUACUAAAUGCUCAUCACACCAGAGGAAGGCCUCAGGACAAGUUUUAUGUAUCACAGGGUGUCUUGACCCCAACGGGUACUACUGUUCUACAGCAUAUCGGUAGUAACUUGAAAGAUGUACUCGCAACUGCAGCAAUCAAGAAUACAAAGUUCUUUUUGAAAGAUAAAACUAUUGGACCAAAGGGUAUUAAUAUUGUCAUUGCAGACUUUGUAGAGAUGGAGCAGUAUGUCGAGUCUGUUCUUGUACUCAAUCCGAAGGAAUAGUGGAUUACUGUAAUAUGCCAAACUUGCCGUAGAGAUGGAAAAGAAAUUUUAAUUGAAGAACAUAUGUGGUACUUUUAUGUAUAGUAUUUAUUGUGGGUAUUUAUUGUGAAGCAUCAUAAAUAGUAUUCAUAUAUUUGAGUCAUUUAUUUAUAAAUAUUGAUUUACUUGUAUUUGUGCAUAAAAAGAGUUGAUUUUUUUUCAAUCAAUGUCAAUUACUUGUAGAUUUGGGUCUUACAUAUAAAGCUUAUGCAAAAUUGCAAAUGUUCAUGUUUAAAACUGAUGAAUGAUAUAAAUGUUAUUGUUUAUUUUCAUAUUCAAGAUAGUAUGUAGCUAUUGUAGUGACCAAGAAGUGCUAUUGAUAAUCGCAAGCAGAAAAAAAACAUGAGAUGUUGUUAAAUUAUGUGUUUAGAAAUUAGAAUUCAUUCUGAAUGUCCAUAUCAGUAAGCUGCAAACUUGAGCUCGUGAAUCAGUUUCUCAAAUUAUACUCUGUAUUUGGGAAGAAAAAAAUUAGUCUCACUUUGCAAUAGUUGAAGAUGAUUUUUUUUUCAUAUGUAUAUGAAACUCUAUUACUUCCAAAAUAAGUUGCAGAAUUUCAGUCUCUCAAAAAUCCAGCAUUCCUGUACAAAUUAAUAAAUCAAUUACAUGUAGAUAGAAUUUUUGUGAUUCAGUAAAAGCAUAAUAUUGAAAAACAAAAGGUUCUUACAACCUUUUUGUGUAUGUUUAGGCUAGUGUGCUGUUAAUUGUUUGUUGUUGUUUUGCAAUUGAUUUGAUUUCAUCAAUUAGAUCCUGCCAAUAUUGAUUUGUUUUUUAGUUGAUUUUAACAAGAAUGAACUUUUUCUCCUCUCAAAUGAUAACAGCUUCAUUGUUCCCUGUAUUCAUUCCAAGGUGCUGUGUUAAGUUAGAGCUAAAAAAAAAAAUGAUGCAAAGUCUGUAUGCAACUCCGAGACAAUUUGAUUAGAGAGAGAUACAAAUGUCAUCAUUAAAGCUAUUGUACCAAUCAUCUUACUAUAAUAAGCUAUACCAUGUUUAUGUAAACAAGUUUUUCUUGUAGGGAAUGUGUAGGCUUGCAAUGAAAACCCCACAUGAUUGUAGCUGUAUUCUUUUUUGUACUUGAGCAUUAUAUCAAGCCUCAUUCAGUUGAGACAAUGCUCAGCAAUAAUGUUAUGGUGAGAGAACUCAUUCCACGUAUGCUAAUGAACAUGUUAAUACAUGCAUGCCCUUAAACAGGAAGCCUACAUGUAGUACUGGGAAAGAUGGUGCUUUUGUUAUUUAACUGAUUUGUCCGAUGGAAAGGAAUAUAAUUAAGAAUAGGCCUAUAUUUAGUAAUUAAAGAAUUAUUGUAAAUGCAUGAAGUACAAGAAAUUAUUUUUCUUUUAUUGCCUCAAAAAGAACUGUAGCCUUGUUUUGGAAUAUGAUAAAUUACUUAUCAUUGUAAGGCUUAUGGGGCGUUUCAAGAAACUUUUGCGAUCAAUUGCAAGUCUACUUUCAGUCCCUAUUAAAUCGAUCAUAAGUUUUGAAAUUAAAAAAUGAAAUUGCAAUUAUUUGUAAUCUGCUUCUUGAAACAAGCAGUGUAAUCUGACUUGCUACAGUUAAGAUUGAUAUAUCAAUUGUAAAAUUGCAACAAAAUGUUUGCAAUAGAUUGCAAAUAUUUUCUUGCAGCACCCUGUUAGAUUCUCCUCUUUCACCUUGUAAAUCUUAGAAGAUUCUUCAUUCAUGCAUGAGUGAGUAAAAAAACAAAUAGAAGAAAGGUUACCAAAAAGUCACGUGUUGAUGGGUAUCUGAAUUUAAAAAAGAAAAUCACUUUUAAAAAUUUCAAUAUUUUUGCUUUAAUUUGAUACCUCAAUCACAGAAAAUGGUUAAGAAAUAACAAAGUUCUGUUUAUUUAAGAUAAUGCUUGAAUUUCAAUAAAUUCAUAAAAUGAAGAGGCUUCAGGGCUAUUCCACGGUUACUCACGUUACAUUUGGAGACACCUUGACUCAUACUUGGAGCUGUAACUCCAUUAUUAUUAAUAGGAACUAAACAUCUCUUUAUCACAACAUAGUACGCAGUCUGACUAUCCUUUGUAUAAAAACAAAACUUGGGAAAUUUCCUAUAUGCUCCUGGCAAAUCUUUGAAAUGUGUUGGUUACUCAUGUUACAUGAUUUGGACAUGCAUAAAAUGAAAAGUGGACAUAAGUGAAAAGUGUCCUCAUGCAUUUCAUUAAAUCAUUUCAUGAUUUACUGAAUUCUAUGAAUAUUUCAUACCAUCUAGGGUAUAAUAAAUAAAGAUGAUACUUAAUGAUGGUAUGAAUGAAAUAUAAGUCAUUUGCCUAAGUUUGACACAUAAUAUCGAGAAUCCUGGUUUGCUUACUUCUCAGACGCAAUGUAUGCAUAAAAAAGGUCCUGCACUAUGAAGUCAAGUUCUACAUGUAAUAAAAUUAGGAACAUGGGGAGCAUAAAUUCCAUUUAAAAAAUUUAUAUAUUUCUAUGGAUAAAAUAUUGGAAAAAAAGUCAAUUCAUAAAAUUCAUGAUUCACUGGAAAAUAGGAGCAGCUCACAAGUUACGCCACAGAAUAAAAACUGAAAUUACAUAAUUCUGCCAUCUUUUAAUGGAUUCUCACAUUUAUUGAUGAGUUUCUUUCCUGCAUUUUGUGCUGUAAAUAUAACAAAAGGAAUAUUUAUGUACACAUUGUACAAACCAUUUUACUUGGUUGUCUGGGUAAAGCCCACUAGGGAAUUUCACAAAGAUCUGAUUGCCAAUCGCAUCAGAGGCCAGCGCACACAUAGCAACAGCUCUACAACGCCAACGAGCUGCAUCUACAUGGAAUGCACUGCAGCGGCGUAGCAAAUUGGUCAUGACAUCAUCAUCUAGGACAAAUCUGAUUGGCUCAAAUUAUCAAAUUCGCAGGAAGAUUUAACAUCCAAUAUCUGACUUUCAGUCUGCGAUCUUCUGCAGCAAAUCAGAUUGCAGAUGCAAGACGUUGCAAGUUGGCAUACACUUUGCAAUUUUGUUGCAAUCAGAUCUUAAUGCAAUUGCAUUGCAUAACAUGUGCUUGGCUUAAAGCACAAUUUUUUUCAUCCUAUCCCCAAAACGCUUUAUGCUUCUGAUUAAUCAAAGGGACGAUGUGACAUCUAUAAUACAUCACUUGUGAGAGACUGCAUUUAAAAAGCAAAAGUUUGAGAAAAUACGAAAACCACAAAAAUGUAAAAUGCAUGUUUACAAUGAAUAUACCUGUACAUAAAAAAUGAAUUUCCAAUAAUGAUUUAAAGUUUAUUAUCCACAACAAAGACAACAGCAAAAACAUAGAUUAUAUUUACUGUUAUGCAAUAAAUAUAAGCAAGAAAUAUACAAGGAUUUCAAAAUAUUAAAAGUCAUACCUCGACAUGCAUUUUUAUUUCAUUUCUUAAUCCAAAAUAAAGCAAUAUAAGCAUUUUUUCAAUACAUAAGUGUCACUAUAAGUACCUCAUAAAGAAGAAGAGUGCAUCCUAUAGAAAAUAAUAUUUGAAAUAAUUAUUAAAAAUGAAUUAGUAAUUUAACAAAAUAUUCAAUUAUCAUUUUCUGUGCUAAAAGACAAUAGUCUUCAUGCAAACAUGGUAAUGCUAUGUGAAUUCAGACCAUUAAUGUUGGGUGAUUUCUAUUUAGAUGUUGGGGGUAGAGUCAAAU
This is a messenger RNA of Lytechinus pictus (painted urchin), 4932 nucleotides long. Its product is annotated as PI-PLC X domain-containing protein 3-like. The record is from RefSeq and is a predicted model, not a curated record. Lineage: Eukaryota; Metazoa; Echinodermata; Echinoidea; Temnopleuroida; Toxopneustidae. Gene Ontology annotation, molecular function: phosphoric diester hydrolase activity. The transcript is spliced from 2 exons. Gene Ontology annotation, biological process: lipid metabolic process. The coding region runs from base 332 to 1291 and encodes 319 amino acids.